This is a messenger RNA of Rotaria socialis, 2175 nucleotides long. The record is from the annotation of a GenBank genome assembly. Lineage: Eukaryota; Metazoa; Rotifera; Eurotatoria; Philodinida; Philodinidae.
AUGAAGCUGGAUGAACUGCCACCUGAGCUGUUAUUUAAAAUUUCAACUUAUUUGACUUUGUUCGAUAUUGGAUACUCAUUGAUGGGUGUCUCUAAUCAUCUAGAUAGGUUGCUUGCUGAAAAUAAAAAUGAUCGUCGUACACUGGCUUUUCACGAUGGUCGUUGUUCGUAUUCUCUUUAUCGAGCUUUUCUAGACGAUCACAAUGGUUUCCGUACACGUUGUUUAAGUCUUUUUAUUCGUUCAUUGGUAUUGGACGGUUUUUGCAACAUAACAUGUGCUUAUGGUAUUCUCUCUAAAUGGGCUGAUAGCACACCUUCAUUCUUACCUUCUGUACGAAUACUCACUUUGUCUAAUAUGCAGUUUUUUCACAAAUAUUGCUACAAACCACUUGCCUUGAUUCUUGCUUGCGGUACCGGUACUAAUAUCAUAGGACAACUCGACAAGUUGACAUUGGUUUUUGACAAUGCCGAUUCAUGGUAUGUUACAGUUCUUCAUCAACUCAUCUUCUUACAAGCUUCUUGUCAUACAAUGAUCUUUCACGUAACUGACGGAAUGGAAAAUUGGAAUGAGACAGGUCGAGGAAGCUUGUACGUUUUACAUGGUGUUUGUGGACGACAGUCUUGCUUUUUACGUACUGUCUAUUUGACAUUGUCUCUUAAACGCUUCACGGAACUAUUAUUUCUACUGCAACCAAAUGAAAUACCGUGCCUUAAACAUUUAACUGUAACAUUUGAACGUAGCGAUUCAACUGUUUCUAAUUUAGAACAUUUGUUCCUUCAACUUUUGGAAAAAGCUUCUGAAAGUGUAAUGUAUUAUGAUGAAAUUGCUUCUACAGUAAAGCGGAUUCAAAAUAUCGAAGCACUCAUGAUACCAAUUCAAUUCAAUCCUGAUCAAGUGUUCGAUGAGAGAAAAUAUUUGGUAGAUGCAGUGGCUAAGACAUAUCUUAGAAAGGCCACAGAUGAUGUACAACAUCUUAUCCCCGUAGAAGUCGUUGCCGAUGGAAAUUGUUUAUAUAAUUCAAUCCUUCUUCUAAUGAACAAUUCAAUGAUAACAACAAGUGAAUUACGAGUUCGAACAGUUAUUGAACUUGUAGUAAAUGGAGCAUAUUAUACCAGAAUGUAUUCACAAUUCAUCGGACUUCUAGAUAUAGCCAUCAAAGCUAUAUGCAAAAAUUAUACAUAUUCUGAAUUGUACGAAAUAGCUGCACUAUGCAAUAUACUUCGAUGUAAUAUACGAAGUAUUUAUCCAAGAAUUGAUUUUCGAGAAGAUAUGGAAAUCCUAAAUAAUAGCUUCAGACCUACUUCACCUAUUAUUGCCAAUUGUAGUAUCACAAUUUUCUGGUCUCAUGCCUUAAACGAGAUAGAUGUACGAGCGCAAAAUAAUAUGACAUGGAGUCCCAAUCAUUUUGUUCCUCUUAUAUCUCCACCUGUAUAUGAUGACUCCGAUAAUAUAAGUCGUCAAUCAGUGUCAAAAGUUGUGACUCCCGGAAAAAGAACUUUCAAGAAUAAUACUCCCAUCCAGAUGCGAAUUCCUGAAUUUCAAGCUUCACCCAGCCAACGUCGACGCAAUGAACACAGCAACGAAACUAGUUUCGCUCAAUCAACUACCACAGAUGCAAUACGAGAAGCACAGAAUGAGAUCCAAGCACAAUACCAAAGUGUCGUGGAACAACAAAUAAAACCAAGUCAAGAGAAUCCAGUGAAUGAAACAAUGGAGCAUCGUCGAAUGCAACUGGAAACGCAAAAGCAGCGAAAUCAAAGGAAUAGAUCAAAUGAAACAGCUGAAGAGCGGCACACUCGAUUGGAAAAGCAAAAACAACGGGAUCAAUGGAACAGAUCGAACGAAACAGCUGAAGAGCGUCAAAUUCGAUUGAAAAAAGUAAAAGAACUGGCUCAAUCGAGUCGUAUGAACGAAACGGAAGAACAACGUCAGAUUCGACUAGAAAAACAAAGAAAGCGAAGUCAAGCAAACAGAGCUAAAAAAAUAGCUGAAAAAUCUACAUCUAAUACACUGAAUACACAACAACAAAACUUAUCCGCUAAACUGAACGAAACUGAACCUAUUUCACUAUGUGACACUCACGACACUCACCAUUUUACAAGCAACGAAGAUAUCAACAAAAAACACAAAGGUCUAUUUCCUCACUUUGGCCAGAAUUCAUCUCCCGUAACCUGA